AUGCAGCGAGCGCAACGAGCCCUUGAAGACCUGAACACCGGAGAAAUUUUCAUGAAACUCAAACUCCUCGUCCUUGGACUCGUCACCACCGGUGUGCUCGUCGCAAGUGGCUACGGGCUGUACUCGCUUGGCAAACGCCAGGGCAGCGAUGGUUCGGCCUCACCGACGCCAGCGGUCUCCAAUGCACCUGGUGACAAGAUGGACCCCUCUUCAGAAAAGAAGGUGCUGUAUUGGCAUGACCCGAUGGUGCCAACCCAAAAGUUCGACAAGCCGGGCAAAUCGCCUUUUAUGGAUAUGCAAUUGGUACCCGUCUACGCAGGCGAAUCCGGCGACGAAGGAACAGUUUCCGUAAGCCCUCGCGUUCAGCAGAAUUUGGGCAUCCGCACCGCCGAGGUGACGCGUGGCGAAUUGACGUCGCGCGUGGAAGCUGCAGGCAGCAUCGCCUUCAAUGAGCGGGACCAGACGUUUGUGCAAGCACGAUCGACAGGCUUCGUCGAAAAACUGUUUGUUCGCGCCACGCUUGAUCCUGUGAGGAAGGGCCAGCCCCUCGCUGAGCUGUACGUCCCGGACUGGAUCGCUGCGCAGGAAGAGUUUCUCUCUGUGCGCCGCAUGCAGGGAACAGAUCUGGCGGUGCUCGUUGACAGCACACGCCAGCGCAUGCGACUGGUGGGUAUGACGGACGACCAGAUCAAGCUGGUUGAGCGCGCUGGCCGGGUUCAACCCCGCAUCACUUUGGUCGCGCCCACCAGUGGCGUGAUCGUCGAGCUGACGGCGCGUGAGGGCAUGACGGUCAUGCCGGGUUCACCGCUGUUUCGCAUCAACGGCCUGUCGACGGUGUGGGCUAUCGCGGAUGUGCCAGAGAGCCAGUCGGCGCUGUUGCGUCCAGGGACGGUUGUGGAAGCUCGUUCGCCGGCACUGCCGGACACGGUGUUCAAGGGCAAGAUCCAAGCAGUCCUACCGGAAGUCAACCAGGGCACACGCACGAUCAAGGCCCGCAUCGAACUGGCGAACCCCCAAGGGCGGCUUGCCCCGGGCAUGUUCGUGAGUGUCGCGCUGAACGCAAAGCCUGAGCAAGGGCUGAUGGUCCCGACCGAGGCGAUCAUCCAGACCGGACGCAGGCUGGUGGUCAUGAUCGCGGAAGGCGAUGGCAAGUUCAGGUCGGUGGACGUAGAGAUAGGCAACGAAUCCAACGGUCAGACCGAAAUCAAGCGUGGCUUGCAGGCGGGCCAGAUGGUGGUGACCUCCGGCCAGUUCCUAAUCGACUCCGAGGCCAGCCUCCGGGGUACCACCACGCGCAUGGAAGGCACAGGCCAGCCUUCUGGUGGUGAGGCCGCAGGUAGCACCGCCGCAUCCAGCGAGCACAGCGGCAAGGCCAAGAUCGAAUCCAUCGAGAAGGACGCUGUCACGCUGUCGCAUGAUCCGAUCCCUUCUAUGAAGUGGAGUGCCAUGACGAUGGACUUCGGCAAGCCGGCUGGCGGCAUUCCUGAUGGCCUCAGACCUGGCCAGACCGUUGACUUCGCGUUCACGAUGAACAAGGAAGGCCUCCCGGUGCUGACGCGGAUAGAACCCGCUGGUGCAGGCGCAAUGUCCAUGCCCAGUUCGGGCACCAAGGACACGAUACCGAUGGGCGCAAUGGGACAAAAGCAAUGA
Messenger RNA from Elaeis guineensis (African oil palm), 1650 nucleotides. Lineage: Eukaryota; Viridiplantae; Streptophyta; Magnoliopsida; Arecales; Arecaceae. The record is from RefSeq and is a predicted model, not a curated record.